AUGUUUCAUACUUUUGAGACCGCCCAAUACGCUAGCCCUGAGCAGGCCGAUCAAAGUACCGCCUCAGCCGCAAAGAGACGAACUUCCACUGUACGGGCUUGCGAACCUUGUCGAAGGCGCAAAAUCCGAUGCAAUGGCGAGCACCCAUGCGAGACUUGCCAAUGGUAUCGCAAAGCUGCGUCCUGCCAUUACACCGAACCAAGGCAGAGACAAAUGCCCUCCAGACGGUCUGUUGAAAAGAUUUCACAAACACUACAGGAGUAUCGAGCCAUCCUACAGAAGCUCUUUCCAAACGUUCACCCGGAUCAGCUCAAAGACAUGUCUCGUGAUAGACUUAUAGAGCUUAUCUCAAAGUCCAAUGCUUUCCAUCCACCCUCACCCACAACCCCGAGUGUGGAUGAAAAACCCCCGCCGGUCAAUCCCGAUGCCGGCAGCCUCGAGCAACUUCAGCCAAUGCCCGACGAAGGGAACGAUACCUUUGAGCCCAAACACCCAGCAUUGCAAGGCAUUACUGACGAUGUAAACAUGCUCUCCUUGUCGGUUAAACAAAACUCCUCGUACCUCGGCAUAUCCUCUGUCAUGGCAGUACUCCGAGUCAUCACGUGGCUAGAUCCAGAAUGUCUCGCCAAAUCUCCAGAACGAAGCAUGAUCCCAAGCCGAGCACCGUCACCACCACCGGAAUCUCAAGCACAGGGCAAAAACGUAGCUCGAGGAGACGGUUCCUCCUCGUCUGCGUGGGAUGAAAUCCCCAUGAUUAAUGCCUAUUUCACUUACGUUCACCCUUUCAUCCCCUUGAUCGAGGAAUCGACUUUCCGAGAGACUUACAUGGCUGGCCAGAGGACGGACUCAAGAUGGCAGCUCUUACUCAACAGUGUCUUGGCCAUGGGCAGCGUGGCUGCAGGUACUUCAGAAGAUGCCACUCACCAGGCAUACUUUAACCGCGUCAAGCAGCACUUGGAUAUGGAUACGUUAGACUCGGCUCAUCUUGAGACAGUCCAAGCACUAGCCAUUUUAAGCGGCUUCUAUCUCCACUACUUACAGAUCCCCAAUCAAGCAAACGCGCUGAUGGGUGCCACACUAAGAGUCGCGACAAUGCUAGGCCUCCACCGCGACUACACCGAGGGGGUGGGCCCUGCAAAGGUACAAAAGGCCGCCUUUUCUAUUGAGAUGAGGCGAAGGAUAUGGUGGUGUGUAUUCAUGCUCGACGCUUGGGUGGGUAACACCUUAGGCCGCCCGAGCAUGGGAAGAAUGAGCUAUGCCAUCACCGCGAAGCCUCCCCAAGAACCAAUUGGUCAAUCGACAGUUAUGUUAACUCUCGUCCAAGAGAACGUUCGUUUUGCUAUCAUAAGUACUCGCAUGGAAGACAGCCUUGCCGUAUCUCCGCUUCUGGAUGAGCAUGAACGACAUGCACUUGAUGCUCUAUAUCUGGAGUGGUAUAAGCAUUCUUCCGUUCAGAGCGAGUCUCCUCAGCCCAAUGUGGCAGAGUUACCUGGCGUCACUGUUCUCAAGAAUGUUAUGAGAUGGCGCUACCUGACAAAUAGAAUCAUUCUCCACAGACCGGCCUUGCUGUGGUAUUCUAUGAGAAAAAUCCCCUGGGAAAAGCUAUGCGAGGAAAAGAAGGCUGCCAUUGAGCUCUGUAGGGAGCUUUCAGCAGAAUUGAUCAAUGAAAUUGCAACCACAUGGAGAGCACAAAAGGCAUGCCAGAUGUCAGGAUGGAACGCUACCUGGCUUCUUUAUCAAGCAGUGAUGGUCCCUUUGCUUUCGCUCUAUUCAGACCCUCUGAAUUCCGAAGUUGUCGAACAAAGCCGCCAUCAAGUGGAGAUGGCUACUGGCGUCCUUGCAGAGCUACAAAUUUGGUCAACGACGGCGAAAAGAUCACUGGAAGUUGUGCUUAGAUUAUGGGAAGGUAGCAGAAAGCAUGCGCCGGACCUAAUGGACAAACAAGAUACCUGCUUGCCAAGCAGCAUAGACACGCCAACAUCUAUCACCAGUCAAAUUCCCGCGCCUUCAUCUGCCGGACCUUCUUUCAAACCAACAUAUAUUGAUGUUUCAUUUGCCAACACAUUUGGCAGUGAUCAGGGGCUAAACACGGCAAACCAAGAAAUGUUCAUGGACAACAUGUUCGACUCUCUGAACUGGAGCAAUAGUUGGGAUAGUCCCAUUGGCGGACCGCCAAUGAUGAACAGAUGGGACUAUAACUCUAUGCAGAAUUGGGCUGGCAUUCAACAAACUGACGAAUACUUUGACACCAGCUUCUCCGAGGAUCCUCAACACCUACAAUACAUGGACAUUAAUCCGACUUCGAAUCCGUCAGAUGUAUUGUCUUACACAAAUCUCGACCACAGCCACAGAAUGUGA
Molecule: messenger RNA, 2358 nt
Organism: Exophiala aquamarina CBS 119918
Lineage: Eukaryota; Fungi; Ascomycota; Eurotiomycetes; Chaetothyriales; Herpotrichiellaceae
Exons: 3
Coding region: 1-2358 (785 amino acids)
Biological process (GO): positive regulation of transcription from RNA polymerase II promoter by galactose; DNA-templated transcription
Cellular component (GO): nucleus
Molecular function (GO): DNA-binding transcription factor activity, RNA polymerase II-specific; RNA polymerase II cis-regulatory region sequence-specific DNA binding; zinc ion binding
Source: RefSeq, a predicted model, not a curated record